Molecule: messenger RNA, 7307 nt
Organism: Sceloporus undulatus (fence lizard)
Lineage: Eukaryota; Metazoa; Chordata; Lepidosauria; Squamata; Phrynosomatidae
Gene: HAPLN1
Product: hyaluronan and proteoglycan link protein 1
Exons: 5
Coding region: 156-1217 (353 amino acids)
Biological process (GO): cell adhesion
Molecular function (GO): hyaluronic acid binding
Source: RefSeq, a predicted model, not a curated record
GAAAGAAAGAAAGAAAGAAAGAAAGCUUGGAGGCGGACGAAGCUGAGAGCCCCUCUCUUUGGACUGAGGGACCAGAGUCCUGAGACUUGUCGCUUUGGAGCAGUGUGAGCAAGGUAAAGGCAGCCAAAGUGAAGAAGAUUCUUGGACUACAAAAGAUGAAGAGUCUACUUUUUCUGGUGCUGAUUUCUUUCUGCUGGGCUGACGAUCAUGCUGCCAACUUCACACUGGAGCAUGACAGAAUUAUUCACAUCCAUGAAAAUGGACCUCGCCUUCUUGUGGAAGCAGAACAAAAUAAAGUCUUUUCACAUCGAGGUGGCAAUGUUACACUGCCAUGUAAAUUUUACCGUGAACAUGCAUCAUCUGACUCAGGCAUCCACAAAAUUCGGGUCAAGUGGACCAAACUCACCUCAGAUUACCUCAAGGAAGUGGACGUCUAUGUUGAAAUGGGAUACCACAAAAAGAGCUAUGGAAAUUACCAAGGAAGGGUAUCCUUAAAGAAAAGCACUGAAAAUGAUGUUUCUCUUGUAAUCACAAAUAUAAUGCUGGAAGAUUAUGGGAAAUAUAAAUGUGAAGUUAUUGAAGGCCUAGAAGAUGACACAGCCGUUGUAUCUCUAAAUUUAGAAGGCAUUGUAUUUCCUUACUUUCCACGACUGGGUCGCUACAACUUAAACUUCCAUGAAGCUCAACAAGCCUGCCUCGAUCAAGAUGCAGUUAUAGCUUCCUUUGACCAGUUAUAUGAAGCAUGGCGAUUAGGCCUGGACUGGUGCAAUGCAGGCUGGCUCAGUGAUGGAUCGGUACAAUAUCCCAUCACCAAUCCCAGGGAACCUUGUGGUGGGAAGAACACAGUGCCUGGAAUCAGGAACUAUGGCUUCUCAAAUAAGGACCUAAGCAGAUAUGAUGUCUUCUGUUUUACAUCCAAGUUUAAUGGCCGUUUUUACUACCUAAUUCACCCAACCAAACUGACCUACGAUGAAGCAGUGCAAGCCUGCCUCAAAGACGGUGCACAGAUUGCUAAAGUAGGCCAAAUGUUUGCAGCCUGGAAACUCCUAGGAUAUGAUCGCUGUGAUGCUGGCUGGCUGGCUGAUGGCAGUGUCCGGUACCCGAUCUCCAGGCCAAGAAAACGCUGCAGUCCUACUGAAGCAGCAGUGCGCUUUGUGGGCUUUCCAGAUAAAAAGCACAAGCUCUAUGGUGUCUACUGCUUCAGAUCAUACCAGUGAAUGUACCUAGAGCACAACGAUGUCCAAUUCAUCAAGAACAUGUGAAGGGGUUUGUUUCAGUAUGAACUCAUGCAAGUUACCAAAACUGUGAUAAAUCUUUUUUACUUACUGUAGAGUCAAUUUCAUAAAACCAACCCAUUAAUUUGUUUUGGUUAUUUUUAAAAAACAGAAAAAUCAUCCAAUAGAUAUUUUAAAUUAAUAUAAUUUAAAGGAAGCUCUAGGUAAAGAUGUGCUUGAAGUGUACGUAUUAAGCUACAUCAUUCUGAGAAAACAUUUUUUAUUUUAUUUUUUGUCCAUGAAUGGGGCAUGCAAUAGCUUGAUGAUUGCUAGGACUAAGUUAAGGAAUGUAAGGCUACUCAAAGCAAAAACCUUUUUCAAGGGAAUACGUUUACAUAUUUGCACCAUGUUAGAAUGGACCAGAGAAUAAUGACUGAGAUCUCUAGGUCCUAACUAUGAUGAUCUCUUUUUAACUGCCAUUCUAUGUGGUUUUGUGAGCAGUUAAAAACAAAGAUGUGAACACAAUUUAAACCAAUAGUCUUUUAUAGUCUACAACAUGAGAAUUUUUUCACUGUUAAAAAUCAUGCCUUUCAGCAAAGAUCUGCUCAGUAAUCCCAUAACAUUCCAACAAGCACAGUUAAGUCUUCUCAGUAUCAUUCCUGGUUUUAUUAUGUAUGCAGUAGAAAUGUGUGUAUGAAUAAUUAAAGAGUGGACCCUAAUUUCUUCUAGUUUUUAACACAAAGUAAAUAUACCUGAAAUUAUUGUAUUACUUUGAGUAGCUUUAUGAAGGUAUUCCUAAAGGCCAUUUUGCUAAGCAGCAUUUAGCAUCUACUCAGGGCAGUUAUAUAUAAAUGAACUGCUGGACAGAAUCACACACACAAAUGUAUUAAAUAUAGCAGCUUGAUUUCAUGAUAGCUUUUAAAAUAUUAUUGUCUUUAUAAAUGAAACAUUUAAAUAUUUAAUAUUUCUUUCUUAGUUAUUCAUGUGGAAGAUAAGCAUUUGAUGAAUCUUGAAACAUAAUAGCCACCUUAUGAUUAAAAGAGGGGAGAAAAAAUGUGUUAGGGCAAAUGUCUGUGUAUUCAGUAGCCCCAGAUCUAGUGCUACCUGUAAACUCCAGUUUUCACUCACCCACUUCUGUGAGUGUUACCAUUCAUUUUAGUGGAGACAGCCACUUUUUGUGCCUAUGGAGUUGUGCCUCCACAGAAGUGAAUAAGGUUGCCCUUGCAAGUCAAGGAGAUUUUUGCCCAUGUUGACGUCCUCAUGCCUAUUAGCAAUCACUAUAAGCAUCAGAAAGCAUAAGAUCAACUGUACCAACAUCUUAGUCUUGAUUUCUUGAAAUAUUACUAUUAGGGUUCUGCAGAGUUAUAUUUUUGGACUAGAGUUCUUAGGAUCCCUCAACUGGCAUGGCCAGCAGACAUGGAGACAAGGAGAUUCCGGGGGUUGUAGUUCAAAAAUUGAACUUUUCCAGUCUUUGGGAUUUGGGAGUUUGUUAGUUUGUCAACUGUGGCCGGUUUGUCAACUGUGAUAUCCAACUAUGUACAGUUCUUUACAAGAAAAGUUAUCUGGUCCAACAUAUUCCUGAUGGAAAUUUUUUAUAAAGCAGCAUAUAUUGCACAAUGGAUGAAGCUAUUGGAAGCCUUGGACUUCAAUGCCACAAAAAUAGUUGUGACUAAGUGCUUAUUGAAUCUAUUGGAUUAUUGCAUGAAGUUCAUCAUGAUGAGCUUCUGCUUGUGCAACAGGACUUUCUCCUCUUACACCCUGUAAUUCUUCCCCCCCCCCCCUCCAUAUCAUCCUCAGAGCAGAUUGUUAUGGAUUGUGCAGUGCUAUGACAUUAUGAGGAAGCAUUCUAUUGGGGAAGGCGGCUAAUUAAACACCACACAGUUAAUUCAAGUCCUGUUGAUUUCAGUGGGACACAGUGAAAUGUUCUCAACAACUAUUCAGAAGUGUGUCACACUGAGUUUAGGGGAGACUUGCUCUCAAAUAAUUGGCUAUAGAAUUGGAUUCUUUUUCUAACUAACUUGCUCUAGAGUAAGGUCUAGAGGUCAUGAGGAUGAACUUGCAGGACCUAAGCAGAGCAGUGGAGGAGAGGAAGUCUUGGAGAUGGUUCACCAUGAGUUGGAAUGCAGAUAACAACAAUAAAUGUGACUUAAACCAGUUUUCAGUAAUUACAACAGGUUUAUACUUCUUUUGGGAGCAUGGAUCUUAAUGUUCAUAUAACAUGACCUUGGAAUAACUGGAAAGAAUGCAGUUAACUGAUUGUGACCAUGGUUGCUUUCACCGGAAGGCACCAGAGGAUACAAAUACACUGGCACAGAAGUGUUUUUUCCCUAACUCCAUUAACAGAAGUCAUAGAAUAUUGAUAUUGUUAGGCAUACAUGCCAAUUAGAAUGUUAUUUUAAGUGAUUUAUGAAUAAAGAGAGAGAACGAGGAAAGACAAAAUAAAUAAUUAAUGCAGGAAUUUGCAUUGAUUAAGAUACAGUUAAAAACAUGAACCUUGAUGUGAUUUUGGAUUCCUUUCUAUUCUAUUCUACUUAGUGGGCAUGUACUAGUAGUGUUCAUUGGUAGCCUGGCACCUUCCUUGGUGACUUCAAAUUGUUAAGAAGACCAACAUUUCCAUUUGCCAAUAGUGCCACAUUUAAAUGGGACAGCAUGAUAUUCUGCAAUGUCAGACCUGAUAUAUUUCCAUAAAUGUAUGAAGAUAAUAGCUUUAGUUUUUACAGAUGAAUAGCUAAAUUAACCUUUUUCAUGAAAGUUGGUGCUUACCCAAAUACCUGUUAACUAGGAUAGGUAAUGAUGAGUAGAUUAGAAACGUGUUGUGCUGUGAAAGUAUUUUAUUAGGCAUUAGAAUAUAUAUAUUCUGAUUUCAAACAAAUGAUUAAUACCAAAUCCUUGCAACAGCUUGAAACAUUAAGCAUGUAUACGGUUAUAAGAUGAUGGUCAUGGGAAGGAAAAAGGUACAUAUACUUCCUUAAGAGCAGCAGUUUCAAGGUGUGUUUGCAUCAUACUUAUAUUACUGAUUGAAAUAUCCUGUUCAAAUGCUAUCCUAGAUUUUGGGAUUCUGAAUUAUCUAGUCCAUGUCAUGGAAAGGCACUAUAAGGACUUUUGACACACAUUUUUUCCCAUUCAGAUCAUUUGUUUAUUUGUGGGAGGGAUCUUCUGCAGGUCCAGUAAUAAUUUGGCAGAAACUAUUAUUGUUGUUUUGUUGUUUUGUUUUGUUUUUGUUAGUGGAAAUGCAUCAGCUUUAUGACCCUUUGUGUCCAGUUCUAUAUGCAUUUACCUGGGAUUCAGUCUCAUUGAACUCAGUAUUGCUCAGUCUCACAGUAUAAAUACAUAUAAUUAUACUGGAACAGUACAAUCCUCUAUAAGUCUACUCAGAGUCCUCAAGGCUAAAGAUAAAGUAUUAAAUAUGUAGCAUGAAGAUGAAUAUCUUUCCUUUUUAUUUUCCAGUAAUCAUGGACCCAAACACCAAAGAAAGAGAAUGUUUAACCUCCAAAGGAGGUUUUCUUCCUUUUUUUUUUUUCCAGCCCCACAUUGUGGAAGCAGGGAUUCAGAGAGAGAAAGCAGCUGAAGGAAAAGGUUUAAUUCUCCCCAUGUGUGUGUGGUGGUCCCAGUCCAGGUCAGAACCAGUACUUACUUUUACAUUGAAAAGAAAGAGAAGCUGACCUGCAUGCUGUCAUCUGGCUAUAUUGUGCAAUGUAACUCUCAGAAUAAUUCCCACUGAAUCGAACAUUGGAUAUAGGAUUACAAGAAGAAUGGGCCUCAUGUGGUCCAGAGGAUACACACUGUCUCCUCCUCAUAGUUCCCACUGCUGUCAAAUUUUGAUUACACAGCAAAAAGAAAAAAAUGAUUUUACUUUAGAACAAGGUCUGUGGGGAGUGCACAUCUUGAGCUUAAACUCCUGGACUCAUGGAAGCCAGGUUUGACUGAAAAACAAUGUGUGUGUGUUCUUUGCAUGCUUGAUUUAAAUUGAAAUUUCAGAGACUGUUAACUGACUUGACUGUAAAACAAGGUAUGUGGCAUCCAUUUGGGAAGGUGUGAUAUCACAAAGCAACUUAGGGUGGCACAGUUUAGAAUAGCAGCAAUGUGCAACAGUCAUAGUCUCAGAAGGGGAGAGUUUUCAUAGCUGUGCUUUUGAGAUCACUGCACAAGUAGAGAAAGCAUCAUGGUUGUUGCACAGCAUUUACUAUACACAACAGUAAGGCACUUUGCAGGAGUGGCUGCUUUUACACAGCAAGGCUGCCUUAUGCAAAAGGACAAUGAACUACAGGGCACUGGGAAUCCAGAAUGAAGAGCAGCGGAAAGUCAUGGAAAUUGCCAGAAAAAUGGCUCCACCUUUCCUGGUACCCCAUUGCAUGGUCAGAAUCCCUUGCACAACAGGAUUUCUAGCAUAGUGCUCUGUAAUUCUGAAGCAUGGGUGCAUAUCAUGUCAGCAAAGUAUCUCUGUCAUUGCAAAAUGUAUGCAUCACAGCCCAUGAUGUGGGAUCUCAGCCCUUAUUUUUAAGCUGACAUUUUCUCCAGGAAUCUAAAUUCAGCUUUAAAACAAUGUGCAUGCUCACUGCAUGUCUUGUUUUAAAAUAUAAGAGUUGUUACUGCACUGCUACUAAAGCAGUGUAGUGACAGCAGUGGAAGGAUACAGCUCCUGGUGGUUCCAGGGAAGAGCAAUGAGGCCUUAUGACUGUUGGAGGUUGUCCAUCCUGGAUAUCCAUGUAAAUAUUCAGGGCAUGACAAAGUAUCCAGCACCUGUACUGCACUGUAUUCCUUCUUUUUCAUUUUACCUUGAUGAGAUUAUAUGUGCAUGUUUGUCAAUAUUGUUUUGAGUUCAAAUGGUAGGUACACGAACCAGGUGCUCUGUAAAUCUGAGCAAUAGGCCUCGUUAGACACUUUAACAAGCUUCAGUAAAACAAUCGCCAGGGAAGUGAAAUCUUUUAUCUAAAAGAUGAAUGGAGAUACAGGUUCAUUCAGAGCUUUUACACACUGAGUUAUCUUCCAUCUCGGCUUGCCUGAGGCUUUUCUUUUCCCCAAGUUUACAGAAUAGGAAUCAAAUUGGACACUCUGAUAAGAGCAACCCUCUGGCAGAAAAAACAGCCAGCUUUCUGCUGCUGCUGUUUGAAUAUAUACUCAGAUGCUGGACACUUAACAUACAAUGCAAAUUGCUUAGAUUGUACUAAUUUGAAGAAGAUUACAUUUUUCAGUGUCUUGUCAUGUCUGCAGCUGCCCCCAUAAGGCCAGCAUUGUCAUAAAGGGAUCCUAUGGUAGCACUACCCCCCCCCGGGUAUUUCUGAUGUAGGGUGGCAUCUAAAUAAUGAUCUUCUAUCUAAAUUCUAAAUCAUCUAGUCCCAUGUGGAAUUUUUACAUUUAACUAGACUGGGGGAAAACAUAAUAUGUAUAACUUUGAUUAGCUUCUCUCAUAAGAAUAUUAUUUAUUUUAUAGUGUAGCAUUAUCCGACCUAAACUAAUUAUUCCACUGAUGAGAUACAAAACAUUUAGAAAAAUACUAACAUUGACUUUCUUUGGAAUUUUGAGUUUGGCCAAGGUCUGCAGCAUGUAAGAUCUGUCCAGCCAUUGUUAACCUGUCACUAUCGCAAAAAGUGCAAAAUUCUAAAGCCAACCAACCUCUAGACAGACACUCAGGGCUAUUCCAAUAUAUAGCCAUAACUGAACAUGGCAUAUUUUCACCAAGUGGCACUUUCCUGACCAUGCCACAGAGACAGGACUUAGAGGGGAACAUCUAGGCCAAAUCAAUAUUGCAUCAUCAGAUAAAUCUGCAGAUCAAGUCUUCAGGUUUUCUGUGGUAAAGGGACUACAGUAUCAAGUAUUCAUUGAAACAAAUAACUGCAUAAUAAUGUAGUCCAUUUUGUUUGAGUUCUGCCUUUUAUAUUAAACACAGGGAACUGCAUCUGUCCAGAUAUUAUUGGACUGACAUGCCUAGCAUCUGUUACCACAAGCUGUGCUGGCUAAGACUGCUGGGACUUGCCAUCCAACAACAGCUGGAAGACUGCAGCUUCUACCCCUGUUUUAGAUACAGUUAGGACCAAAACACACCACAGAAAUAAUCCGGUUUGAGACUGCUUUAAGUGCCCUGGCUCAGUGCUA